AUGAAAGAAGACAACCAAUCUUCUACCCUGGAAUUCAUCCUUCUGGGAGUUACUGGUCAGCAGGUACAGGAAGACUUCUUCUUCAUCUUCUUCCUGUUCAUUUACCCCAUCACAUUGACUGGAAACCUGCUCAUCAUCUUGGCUAUUCGCUCUGACAUUCGCCUUCACAACCCCAUGUAUUUUUUCCUUGCCAACCUCUCCUCCGUUGACAUCUUAUUCUCCUCUGUAACCAUCCCCAAGAUGCUAGCCAACCAUGUCUUGCACAGCAAAUCCAUCUCCUUUGGGGGAUGUCUAACACAAAUGUAUUUUAUGAUUGCCUUGGGUAACACAGAUAGCUAUAUCCUGGCUGCGAUGGCAUAUGAUCGUGCCAUGGCCAUCAGCCGCCCACUUCAUUACACAACAAUUAUGAGCCCACAGACUUGUGUCCUUCUAGUUGUUGGAUCUUGGGUGGUUGGAAACGCCAAUGCCCUCCCCCACACUCUGCUCACAGCUAGUCUGUCCUUCUGUGGCAACAAGGAGGUAGCCAACUUCUACUGUGACAUUACCCCUUUGCUUAAGCUGUCCUGUUCUGACAUCCACUUCAAUGUGAAGAUGAUGUACCUAGGGGUUGGUAUUUUCUCUGUGCCAUUACUAUGCAUCAUCAUCUCCUAUGUCCGGGUCUUUUCCACAGUUUUAUGGGUUCCUUCAACUAAGGGCAUGCUCAAAGCCUUCUCCACCUGUGGCUCCCACCUCACUGUUGUUUCUCUGUAUUAUGGGACAGUCAUGGGCACAUAUUUCCGCCCUCUGACUAGUUACAGCCUAAAGGAUGCAAUCAUGACUGUUAUGUACAUGGCAGUGACUCCAAUGCUAAAUCCUUUCAUUUAUAGUCUGAGAAACAGAGACAUGAAGGCUGCCCUGAGGAUACUAUUCAGCAAGAGAAUUUCCUCAGAACCAAUGUGA
This is a messenger RNA of Herpailurus yagouaroundi (jaguarundi), 939 nucleotides long. RefSeq names its product olfactory receptor 1A1. Bases 1 to 939 code for a protein of 312 amino acids. Gene Ontology annotation, biological process: G protein-coupled receptor signaling pathway. Gene Ontology annotation, cellular component: membrane. The transcript has a single exon. NCBI's taxonomy places the organism in Eukaryota, Metazoa, Chordata, Mammalia, Carnivora, Felidae. Gene Ontology annotation, molecular function: olfactory receptor activity; G protein-coupled receptor activity. The record is from RefSeq and is a predicted model, not a curated record.